UUCUUUUCCCACUUAUGAGUACCAGCGAGCAGGCCCAGUGGACGUUUUUUUUAAUAGAGUUGUGUAUUAAACGAGAAGACCCUGAAGGCAGCAUUUAGUUUAGGGCGACAAAUGGAGAAGUCGGGAAGAGGAGGCGGAAAGUAAAGAAGCCGAGGGAGGAGGGAGGAACUAUAAACACAAGUUAGAACUAAAUUUCAACACAUUGUCGUCUGCGCCUCUCAUUGCUGGAUUGUUAAGACUUCUUCACACAAAGGAACCCAUAUUGUCGUCAGCCAUGGGUGUAGAGGGGGGAAUGAAAUGUGUCAAGUUCCUGCUCUUCUUUUUCAACUUCAUUUUCUGGUUAUGUGGCCUAGCAUUGGUUGUGGUGGGAGUCCUGGUUCAAGUGGGUUUGCACAAAACCUUGAUGAUGAAGAACGCCUCAGCAUCAGGACCCGCGAUUGUUCUGAUUGCCGUCGGCGUGGUGAUUUUCUUCAUCGCCUUCUUCGGCUGCUGUGGUGCCUGGAAAGAGAACCACUGCAUGGUCGCCACGUUCACUGUCCUUCUCGUUCUGGUCAUUCUUGUUGAGAUUGCUGCAGUAAUCGCUGGAUACGUCUUCAGAAACAAACUCACAGAUGUCGUCCAGGAUAGUCUCAAAAACAUGAUUUCUGAUUACGAGAACGGCACGGCAGAAUUCCAACACUCCUUGGAUAAGCUGCAGGAGGAUUUGAAAUGCUGUGGCUUCAACGGUUCUUCUGACUGGAAAGACUUCAGCUCUGAUAAGAAGUCUGUGCCUGACUCAUGCUGUGUGAAAGUCACUCCCAAAUGUGGAGUCGGGGCCAUGACAGACGCUGCCAAAGUUCACCAGGAGGGUUGUGGUGAGGCUUUGGUGGCUUAUCUGAAGAAAAACAUGCUGUGGGUGAUAGUUGCCGCUAUUGUUAUCGCCGUCCUGCAGAUAAUGGGCAUCGCGUUUGCCUGCUUGUUGAUGAGAGGAAUCCGUAGCGGCUACGAAGUCAUGUAGUAGGAGUUGUCCUUUCAGGUCGCGGUUAUUGGGAGCUGUGGAAAACUUAAAUAUGUUCAUUUUAUACUUCAGAUAUAAUGCAAAGCACAAUAGAUUUAGUCUUGUAUUUUCACAGGUUAACAACAUCUCUGCUUUGAUGCUGUAUGUGUUUAGGAAGUAGACAGAAUGUUCACUUUGUCAGCAUAAAUUCUUGUUGCUUGAGGAAUAUUAACAUUAGUCACAUUACUUGUUCUGUUUAGACUUAAGACCUUGUUUUAUAUGUUCUGCUGGUUCCCAGUUUCUGUUUUUAUUAAAGACUCUUUAAAUUA
Molecule: messenger RNA, 1305 nt
Organism: Etheostoma spectabile (orangethroat darter)
Lineage: Eukaryota; Metazoa; Chordata; Actinopteri; Perciformes; Percidae
Gene: cd63
Product: CD63 molecule
Exons: 8
Coding region: 275-997 (240 amino acids)
Biological process (GO): regulation of vascular endothelial growth factor signaling pathway
Cellular component (GO): plasma membrane
Source: RefSeq, a predicted model, not a curated record